Dermacentor andersoni is the source of this 3883-nucleotide messenger RNA. The record is from RefSeq and is a predicted model, not a curated record. NCBI's taxonomy places the organism in Eukaryota, Metazoa, Arthropoda, Arachnida, Ixodida, Ixodidae.
UUCUCGACGACGAAUUGGCUGUGGGCGGCUGCUGAUUUGUGUGCCCGACAGCCAGAAGGAUCGAAUGGUGUUGAGUGGAUUCGCCCUCGAGUUCGUGUGUUGAUGUGUGCGGUGCCUAUUGUCCGUCCUUGAAUUCGCGCCCAAGGUACCGAUCACUUUCCGCCCACGCUAUAACAAAGUAGUGGCACGGCGUGAGGUUAUUUGCUGUUCGUAAUUUGGAUAGCUGCUCGAAGUUUUGACAUCGGGUCUCGGCAGACACGAUGGGAGGUCCCCCUGGCAGUUUCUCACUCUGGGACCUCCUGAUGCUGUAUAUAAUAUGAAAAGUGUUGUGCGAACUUUGCAAAAAGAAAUGCUCAGGGAAUGCACUACGAGUUCAAGAUCGCUACUUUCAUGUUGAGUGCUUCAAGUGCGCUGCCCCCUCCUGCUUGGACAGAUGUCCGCAGUAUUGUGAAAAUAAAUAAAAUAACACCAUUUUGCAAGAAUACUUCAAAGUGUGUACCAGCUCAUUGGCCCAGGGAGGAUUCUUCUUCAGAGAUGGCAAAUACUACUGUACGGGAGACUACCAGAAAAUGUUUGGUACCAAGUGUGCGGGCUGUGGCCAGUUUGUGGAGGGUGAGGUGGUGACAGCUCUUGGAAACACCUAUCACCAAAAAUGCUUUGUCUGUGCCAGGUGCCGGCAACAGUUUCCCAGUGGGGAAAAAGUGACCUACACUGGCAAAGAGUGCCUUUGUUCAAAGUGUAUCCAAAUACCUGUGGUGACAUCCCAAUCUGUGGAAGAGCCACACAUCAAUGGAGCAAUCAAAUGUGCAGGAUGCUCGGAUGAUCUUAGGGAAGGUCAAGCCUUGAUUGCGUUGGACAAGCAGUGGCACAUUUGGUGCUUCAAGUGCACACAUUGCAAUGUUGUUCUUCAUGGAGAGUAUAUGGGCAGGGAAGGUCAACCCUACUGUGAAAAAGACUACCAAAAGCAGUUCGGUGUCAAGUGUGCACAUUGUGAUCGGUUUAUCUCUGGCAAAGUGUUGCAGGCUGGGGAAAACCAUCACUUUCAUCCCACAUGUGCUCGAUGUUCGAAAUGUGGAGACCCCUUUGGUGAUGGCGAGGAAAUGUACCUGCAAGGAGGUGCCAUCUGGCAUCCGCGCUGUGGUCCAGGGCCUGAUGGCAAAACGGAGGAUAGGAAACUGGAUGACACAUGCAAAGACGCGGUUGCUGAGGAGCAGACUGUUGGCACGCAUCCUCCCAGCCCGAAGAGCUUCCGUUCUGCCAGCCCACUCGACUCUUUGAAAAACCAGUAUGGCCGGUCGUCAAGCCCUGGCAGCUUGCUGGACAAAGAGCCCCUGCUGAGUGACCUCAGUCGUGUGUACGCCUAUAGCUACCUGACUGCAGAGCCAACCCAGGGCUAUUUGCGCAGGCCCCUCGAGCCACACCCACCCAAGUCGCCCCAGUUUCACCGGCCACCAGAUGGUUUGGGAAAUCGAAGAAAGCUCCCCAUCAAGCCUCACACAAAACAAGGAAUGCAAGUUCUUGUGGACACCAUCCAGUCCAGUGUGCCUCGCCCCAAGUCUCCUCACAUGAACAAUGAAGAGCCCAUUGAAUUGGCCCACUUUCCGGGUGCUCGGCCACCCAAGCCCACUGAGAUCCCCAAGAUUGAGAGGGAUGAUUUCCCAGCACCACCGUUUCCUUACACUGAUCCAGAGCGGCGGCGGCGCUGGAGUGGUAGCUCCAAGGAGUACGAGGUGGAUGAAGAAGAGGAAGCGGAGGAAGAGGCCUUUGAGGAGGAUCCCCAGCUCAAGAAGGAAGAAGAAGAGCUCUCCAAAAUUGCCACUGGCAUUGGCAAGGUGUUUCUCAAAACAGUGAAAGAGCGUGAAAAAUACAGGGCCUGGAAGAUGACACACGUGGACCCGCGCAAUGCCUCUCGAACGCCAUCAGCCAGCAAGGAGCCCACCUAUCGGCUGCGCUAUGACAACCCUGUCAAUGCCUCUCCAUCACGAGACAUUGACCGACCUCGGCCAUGGGAGGAGGACGAGUUUGACCGGGGAUCCAGCUAUCGGUCAUCCAUGGGACGCUCCGUUGGCACCACACCAACAUACAAUGUGGUGUCAUCCCUGCGCACAGUCCCCAAGCCAGGCUAUGGUUUGGCAACCAAGUCAGCAACUCUGCCUGUGGGUGGUCGGGAUUUUAUGGCUCAAGACUUGUCCUUCAGCAAGCUGGAGAAAACCCACAGCACAGAGUUCAGUUGUGGCAAGUCAGAUGUGUCUGGAGCGUCAGACCAUGAUGGUGCUGUUAUGAAUCACAGCACAAGUGCAGUCCUUCGAUCUACCCCAUUCUCAGAUGGUUACUCUGGGUUUCGGUAUGCCUCCUACAGUCCACAUCUGCGGCGAUCAAUGCCAAACGUCAACUGGCACCUUUCAACUGAUCCCCCAAAGCUGUACCCCUACCAUCUCCUAAUGACAUCCAACUACCGGCUGCCUGUUGAUGUGGACCGAUGUCACCUGGAGCGUCAUCUAUCCAAUGAGGAAUUCCAGGCACUGUUCCACAUGAGCCGGCUGGAGUUUUACCGUCUACCCGAGUGGAAACGCAAUGACCUCAAGCGGCGAGCCAAGCUCUUUUGAGGGUCACUGGUUUGGCUGUCACCACAGAACCCAAGCAUAUGUCGCUACCUAGCUGAGGGAUGCUUCUUUUGGGCUCAACAAUAACUUUGCCUUUGAUAGAUGCCAAGUGGAGAGCAGCACUUCUGCAGAAAAUUUGAGCAUAGGUACUCAUUUAAUUAUUAUGCAAAGCCCAGUCCCCGAGCUACACAUUCUCCCUUCUUGGCUUACGUCCACUUUCUCUUUUCACUGCCCACCUGGUAAAUAAUAUAUUUUGCAUUCAUUGAGAAUUUUUUUUUCCUUGCUUUGGUGUGUCUGACAUUGGAUCUAGUCGCUUGCUAUUCAUACCCCCCACACACAUUUCUUUUUUUUAAUCUUCACUGGCUUCUACAUUAAAAAAGAGCCAUAUAGAGCAGCACAGGCAAAAUGCUGCACAGUGAACUACCUUCCAAUCCUUUGUAUCUUGAUCUCUGGCUACUUUUAUUCAGGUCACUUGCAGUAUUCUGGGUUGUCAUCAAAUGGCAGGUGUUCCCAGGUGCGUGCCCACCUCCACACCAUUGUAACAUGGCCUCUUGUUGGUGCAAGCAUUGUCUUGAAGCGUCCACCACAUUAGUGUUGCUGCUGGUGCAGCUUCUCUGUCUGAAGGUAGUGCACUUAGAGCUCUGCUUUUGGUACUCCAGGCUAGGUCAUUACACUAAUGAAGCUUAUGGGUACAGCGUCCCAUUAUGGCUUUAGGAGCUUAUGGGUGCAGCGUCCCAUUAUGGCUUUAGGAGCUUAUGGGUGCAGCAUCCCAUUAUGGCUUUAUGCAUGUUUUUAUCAUUUGGUGCAGCGGUUUAUACACAUACGAAGCUAUCUUCCAUGAUGCUUGUGUGAACACUGGCAGAUGUUUUUAUUAUUACUUGCCUCUGAAGGAGAAGCUUAGUUUCCUCUGGUGAGCAAAUUUCAUUCAGUUCUCGCUAUAGUUACACCUUAAGGCAUAAAUCAUUGUGCUGUUGUUUGCAUAAACUUUAAAGUUUUAAGAUAUUUUAGACAACUGUCGCACAUUGGGUUUUGAAUGCAUCACUAUAUUAGGAAUGCAAAGCCACGAUUUAUGUAUUUAGCAGGUGUCAGUUUACUUUCAGCCACAGUUUAGUGCUGGCUCAAAAGUACCCUAAUUAGGUCAGUACAUGGAUUUCUGCACUACAGCAAGAGCGCCAUGUCACUCAUGCAAGUGUGCCCACUUUGAUUUUGCAUACCUGUUAGCUCUGAAAAGGACAUUCACAGAAAACGGUUCAUAGAAAUAAAAUCUGCUUGCAAUGCUU